GCGCCGCGAGAGUGCGAUCAGAUUGGCUGGAGGGAGGGCGGUGUCGGUCUACGCCUCCCAACUCGGCUGGCUGGCGUUGGCGUUUGCUCAGUGUGUGUGUGUUUGGAGGGGGCUGGGGGACUACCUGUGUGGACCUCUUGACAGGUGAGGAGAGGUGCACGGAAACCCAUUCGCCUUCUUUCACAGCGGAGGCCGAAACAGGUCGACCAGUCAAUUCUUGUUCCUAUUGGAUGUUUCCAUGUUUCACCAUGUUGAGGGCUAAGAACCAGCUUUUUUUACUUUCACCACAUUACCUGAAGCAAGUAAAAGAAUCAUCCGGCUCCAGGUUCCUAUGUCAACGACUUCUACACCAGCAACAACCCCUUCAUCCAGAAUGGGCUGCCUUGGCUAAAAAGCAGCUGAAAGGCAAAAACCCAGAAGACCUAAUAUGGCACACCCCAGAAGGGAUCUCCAUAAAGCCCUUGUAUUCCAGGAGGGAUACUAUGGACUUACUUGAAGAACUUCCAGGAGUGAAACCAUUCACACGUGGGCCAUAUCCCACCAUGUAUACCUUUAGGCCCUGGACCAUCCGACAGUAUGCCGGCUUUAGUACUGUGGAAGAGAGCAAUAAGUUCUAUAAGGACAAUAUAAAGGCUGGUCAGCAGGGAUUAUCAGUUGCUUUUGAUCUGGCGACACAUCGUGGCUAUGAUUCAGAUAAUCCUCGAGUUCGUGGUGAUGUUGGAAUGGCUGGAGUUGCUAUUGACACUGUGGAAGAUACCAAAAUUCUUUUUGAUGGAAUUCCUUUAGAAAAAAUGUCAGUUUCUAUGACCAUGAAUGGAGCAGUUAUUCCAGUUCUUGCAAAUUUCAUAGUAACUGGAGAAGAACAAGGUGUACCUCAAGAGAAACUUACUGGUACCAUCCAAAAUGACAUACUAAAGGAAUUUAUGGUCAGAAAUACUUACAUUUUUCCUCCAGAACCAUCCAUGAAGAUUAUUGCUGACAUCUUCCAAUAUACAGCAAAGCACAUGCCAAAAUUUAAUUCAAUUUCAAUUAGUGGAUACCAUAUGCAGGAAGCAGGGGCUGAUGCCAUUCUGGAACUGGCUUAUACUAUAGCAGAUGGAUUGGAGUAUUCUAGAACUGGACUCCAAGCUGGCCUGACAAUUGAUGAAUUUGCACCAAGGUUGUCUUUCUUUUGGGGAAUUGGGAUGAACUUCUAUAUGGAAAUAGCAAAGAUGAGAGCUGGGAGAAGACUCUGGGCUCGCUUAAUAGAGAAAAUGUUUCAGCCUAAAAACUCAAAAUCUCUUCUCCUAAGAGCACAUUGUCAGACAUCAGGAUGGUCACUUACUGAGCAGGAUCCUUAUAAUAACAUUGUUCGUACUGCAAUAGAAGCAAUGGCAGCAGUGUUUGGAGGGACUCAGUCUUUGCACACAAAUUCCUUUGAUGAAGCUUUGGGUUUGCCAACUGUGAAAAGUGCUCGAAUUGCUAGGAACACACAAAUAAUCAUUCAAGAAGAAUCUGGGAUUCCCAAAGUGGCUGAUCCUUGGGGAGGUUCAUAUAUGAUGGAAUCUCUCACAAAUGAUGUUUAUGAUGCUGCCUUGAAGCUCAUUAAUGAAAUUGAAGAAAUGGGUGGAAUGGCCAAAGCUGUAGCUGAGGGAAUACCUAAACUUCGAAUUGAAGAAUGUGCUGCCCGAAGACAAGCUCGAAUAGAUUCUGGUUCUGAAGUCAUUGUUGGAGUAAAUAAGUACCAGUUGGAAAAAGAAGACUCUGUAGAGGUCCUGGCGAUUGAUAAUACUUCAGUGCGUAACAAGCAGAUUGAAAAACUUAAGAAGAUUAAAUCAAGCAGGGAUCAAGUUUUGGCUGAACAGUGUCUUGCUGCACUUACCGAAUGUGCUGCCAGUGGAGAUGGAAAUAUUUUGGCUCUUGCAGUGGAUGCAGCUCGGGCAAGAUGUACAGUUGGAGAAAUCACAGAUGCCCUGAAAAAGGUAUUUGGUGAACAUAAAGCUAAUGAUCGUAUGGUGAGUGGAGCAUAUCGCCAGGAAUUUGGAGAAAGUAAAGAGAUAAUAUCUGCUAUCAAGAGAGUUCAUAAAUUCAUGGAACGUGAAGGUCGCAGACCUCGUCUUCUUGUGGCAAAAAUGGGACAAGAUGGCCAUGACAGAGGUGCAAAAGUUAUUGCUACAGGAUUUGCUGAUCUUGGUUUUGAUGUGGACAUAGGUCCUCUUUUUCAGACACCACGUGAAGUGGCCCAGCAGGCUGUGGACGCAGAUGUGCAUGCUGUCGGUGUAAGCACACUUGCUGCUGGUCAUAAAACCCUAGUUCCUGAACUCAUAAAAGAACUGAACUCCCUUGGACGGCCAGAUAUUCUUGUUAUGUGUGGAGGAGUGAUACCACCACAGGAUUACGAAUUUCUGUUUGAUGUUGGUGUUUCCAAUGUAUUUGGCCCUGGGACUCGAAUUCCAAAUGCUGCCAUUCAAGUGCUUGAUGAUAUUGAGAAGUGUUUGGAAAAGAAGCAGCAAUCUGCAUAAUAUCCUGUUUUUGUUUUAACCUUUUUCUGCAUUAUUUUUAAAAUUAUGUUCAAAGAAGAGAGUAAAGCUAUGUUUUCAAAUUAAGUUCAACAUCUGAACUGUACUUGAAAGCUUUAUAGUGAAAUGCCAUAAGUGUGUUGUCAUACUGCAAGCGUGUAUGUACAAUUUCACUU
Carlito syrichta (Philippine tarsier) is the source of this 2674-nucleotide messenger RNA. RefSeq names its product methylmalonyl-CoA mutase (gene MMUT). Lineage: Eukaryota; Metazoa; Chordata; Mammalia; Primates; Tarsiidae. The transcript is spliced from 13 exons. Gene Ontology annotation, molecular function: cobalamin binding; methylmalonyl-CoA mutase activity; metal ion binding. The coding region runs from base 231 to 2501 and encodes 756 amino acids. The record is from RefSeq and is a predicted model, not a curated record. Gene Ontology annotation, cellular component: mitochondrion.